AUGCGGCUCACGUACGAUCCCACACAUUCGUCUGCAUGUCUGAGACAGCACCAGGACAGCACCAGGACAGACACCAGGACAGACACCAGGACAGCACCAGGACAGACACCAGGACAGCACCAGGACAGACACCAGGACAGCACCAGGACAGACACCAGGACAGCGCCAGGACAGCACCAGGACAGACACCAGGACAGCACCAGGACAGACACCAGGACAGACACCAGGACAGCACCAGGACAGCACCAGGACAGCACCAGGACAGACACCAGGACAGCACCAGGACAGACACCAGGACAGACACCAGGACAGCACCAGGACAGACACCAGGACAGCACCAGGACAGACACCAGGACAGCACCAGGACAGACACCAGGACAGCACCAGGACAGACACCAGGACAGACACCAGGACAGACACCAGGACAGCACCAGGACAGACACCAGGACAGCACCAGGACACCACCAGGACAGACACCAGGACACCACCAGGACAGACACCAGGACAGCAUCAGGACAGACACCAGGACAGCACCAGGACAGACACCAGGACAGCACCAGGACAGACACCAGGACAGCACCAGGACAGACACCAGGACAGCACCAGGACAGACACCAGGACAGACACCAGGACAGCACCAGGACAGACACCAGGACAGCACCAGGAGAGACACCAGGACAGCACCAGGACACCACCAGGACAGACACCAGGACAGCAUCAGGACAGACACCAGGACAGCACCAGGACAGACACCAGGACAGCACCAGGACAGCACCAGGACAGCACCAGGACAGACACCAGGACAGACACCAGGACAGCACCAGGACAGACACCAGGACAGACACCAGGACAGACACCAGGACAGCACCAGGACAGCACCAGGACAGACACCAGGACAGCACCAGGACAGACACCAGGACAGACACCAGGACAGACACCAGGACAGACACCAGGACAGCACCAGGACAGACACCAGGACAGCACCAGGACAGACACCAGGACAGCACCAGGACAGACACCAGGACAGCACCAGGACAGACACCAGGACAGCACCAGGACAGACACCAGGACAGACACCAGGACAGCACCAGGACAGACACCAGGACAGACCCAGGACAGCACCAGGACACACCAGGACAGACACCAGGACAGCACCAGGACAGCACCAGGACACACCAGGACAGCACCAGGACAGCACCAGGACAGACACCAGGACAGCACCAGGACACCAGGACAGACACCAGGACAGCACCAGGACAGACCACAGGACAGCACCAGGACAGACACCAGGACAGACACCAGGACAGAACCAGGACAGCACCAGGACAGCACCAGGACAGCACCAGGACAGACACCAGGACAGCACCAGGACAGACACCAGGACAGCACCAGGACAGACACCAGGACAGCACCAGGACAGACACCAGGACAGCACCAGGACAGACACCAGGACAGACACCAGGACAGACACCAGGACAGCACCAGGACAGACCAGGACCAGGACAGCACCAGGACAGACACCAGGACAGCACCAGGACAGACACCAGGACAGCACCAGGACAGCACCAGGACAGCACCAGGACAGCACCAGGACAGCACCAGGACAGCACCAGGACAGCACCAGGACAGACACCAGGACAGACACCAGGACAGCACCAGGACAGACACCAGGACAGACACCAGGACAGACACCAGGACAGACACCAGGACAGCACCAGGACAGCACCAGGACAGCACCAGGACAGCACCAGGACCCCAGGACAGACACCAGGACACCACCAGGACAGACACCAGGGCAGCACCAGGACACACCACCAGGACAGACACCAGGACAGCACAGGACAGACACCAGGACAGCACCAGGACAGACACCAGGACAGCACCAGGACAGACACCAGGACAGCACCAGGACAGCACCAGGACAGACACCAGGACAGACACCAGGACAGCACCAGGACAGCACCAGGAAGACCACCAGACCAGGACAGCACCAGGACACCAGGACAGACACCAGGACAGCACCAGGACAGACACCAGGACAGCACCAGGACAGCACCAGGACAGCACGGACACACCAGGACAGACACCAGGACAGCACCAGGACAGACACCAGGACAGCACCAGGACAGCACCAGGACAGACACCAGGACAGCACCAGGACAGACACCAGGACAGACACCAGGACAGACACCAGGACAGACACCAGGACAGCACCAGGACAGCACCAGGACAGGACACCAGGACAGCACCAGGACAGCACCAGGCAGCACCAGGACAGACACCAGGACAGCACAGGACACCACCAGGACAGCACCAGGACAGCACCAGGACAGACACCAGGACAGCACCAGGACAGACACCAGGACAGCACCAGGACAGACACCAGGACAGCACCAGGACAGACACCAGGACAGCACCAGGACAGACACCAGGACAGGACACCAGGACAGCACCAGGAGAGACACCAGGACAGCACCAGGACACCACCAGGACAGACACCAGGACAGCACCAGGACAGACACCAGGACAGCACCAGGACAGCACCAGGACACCACCAGGACAGCACCAGGACAGACCACCAGGACAGACACCAGGACAGCACCAGGACAGACACCAGGACAGCACCAGGACAGACACCAGGACAGACACCAGGACAGACACCAGGACAGCACCAGGACAGACACCAGGACAGCACCAGGACAGACACCAGGACAGCACCAGGACAGACACCAGGACAGCACCAGGACAGACACCAGGACAGCACCAGGACAGCACCAGGACAGCACCAGGACAGACACCAGGACAGCACCAGGACAGACACCAGGACAGCACCAGGACAGACACCAGGACAGCACCAGGACAGACACCAGGACAGCACCAGGACACACCAGGACAGACACCAGGACAGCACCAGGACAGGGACAGACACCAGGACAGCACCAGGACAGACACCAGGACAGACCAGGACAGACACCAGGACAGCACCAGGACAGGACACCAGGACAGACACCAGGACAGACACCAGGACAGACACCAGGACAGACACCAGGACAGCACCAGGACAGACACCAGGACAGCACCAGGACAGACACCAGGACAGCACCAGGACAGACACCAGGACAGCACCAGGACAGACACCAGGACAGACACCAGGACAGACACCAGGACAGCACCAGGACAGACACCAGGACAGCACCAGGACAGACACCAGGACAGCACCAGGACAGACACCAGGACAGACACCAGGACAGACACCAGGACAGCACCAGGACAGACACCAGGACAGCACCAGGACAGCACCAGGACAGACACCAGGACAGCACCAGGACAGACACCAGGACAGCACCAGGACAGACACCAGGACAGACACCAGGACACACCAGGACAGACACCAGGACAGCACCAGGACAGACACCAGGACAGCACCAGGACAGACACCAGGACAGCACCAGGACAGCACCAGGACAGACACCAGGACAGCACCAGGACAGACCAGGACAGACACCAGGACAGCACCAGGACAGCACCAGGACAGCACCAGGACAGCACCAGGACAGACACCAGGACAGCACCAGGACAGACACCAGGACAGCACCAGGACACACCAGGACAGACACCAGGACAGCACCAGGACAGACACCAGGACAGCACCAGGACAGACACCAGGACAGACACCAGGACAGACACCAGGACAGCACCAGGACAGCACCAGGACAGCACCAGGACAGCACCAGGACAGACACCAGGACAGACACCAGGACAGCACCAGGACAGCACCAGGACAGACACAGGACAGCACCAGGACAGACACCAGGACAGACACCAGGACAGACACCAGGACAGCACCAGGACAGCACCAGGACAGCACCAGGACAGACACCAGGACAGCACCAGGACAGACACCAGGACAGACACCAGGACAGCACCAGGACAGACACCAGGACAGCACCAGGACAGCACCAGGACAGACACCAGGACAGCACCAGGACAGACACCAGGACAGCACCAGGACAGCACCAGGACAGACACCAGGACAGCACCAGGACAGCACCAGGACAGACACCAGGACAGCACCAGGACAGACACCAGGACAGCACCAGGACAGACACCAGGACAGCACCAGGACAGACACCAGGACAGACACCAGGACAGACACCAGGACAGCACCAGGACAGACACCAGGACAGCACCAGGACAGCACCAGGACACACCAGGACAGACACCAGGACAGCACCAGGACAGACACCAGGACAGCACCAGGACACACCAGGACAGACACCAGGACAGCACCAGGACAGACACCAGGACAGCACCAGGACAGACACCAGGACAGCACCAGGACAGACACCAGGACAGCACCAGGACAGACACAGGACAGCACCAGGACAGCACAGGACAGCACCAGGACAGCACCAGGACAGACACCAGGACAGACACCAGGACAGCACCAGGACAGCACCAGGACAGACACCAGGACAGCACCAGGACAGCACCAGGACAGACACCAGGACAGCACCAGGACAGACACCAGGACAGCACCAGGACAGCACCAGGACAGACACCAGGACAGCACCAGGACACCACCAGGACAGACACCAGGACAGCACCAGGACAGACACCAGGACAGCACCAGGACAGACACCAGGACAGCACCAGGACAGACACCAGGACAGACACCAGGACAGACACCAGGACAGACACCAGGACAGCACCAGACACCCAGGACAGACACCAGGACAGCACCAGGACAGACACCAGGACAGCAUCAGGACAGACACCAGGACAGCACACAGGACAGACACCAGGACAGACACCAGGACACCACCAGGACAGACACCAGGACAGCACCAGGACAGACACCAGGACAGCACCAGGACAGACACCAGGACAGCACCAGGACAGACACCAGGACAGACACCAGGACAGCACCAGGACAGACACCAGGACACACAGACAGCACCAGGACAGCACCAGGACAGACACCAGGACAGCACCAGGACAGACACCAGGACAGCACCAGGACAGACACCAGGACAGCACCAGGAAGACACCAGGACAGCACCAGGACAGACACCAGGACAGCACCAGGACAGACACCAGGACAGCACCAGGACAGCACCAGGACAGACACCAGGACACCACCAGGACAGACACCAGGACAGCACCAGGACAGACACCAGGACAGCACCAGGACACCACCAGGACAGACACCAGGACACCAGGACAGCACCAGGACAGCACCAGGACAGACACCAGGACACACCAGGACAGACACCAGGACAGCACCAGGACAGCACCAGGACAGCACCAGGACAGCACCAGGACAGACACCAGGACAGACACCAGGACAGCACCAGGACAGCACCAGGACAGCCCAGGACAGACACCAGGACACACACCAGGACAGCACCAGGACAGACACCAGGACAGCACCAGGACAGACACCAGGACAAACACCAGGACAGACACCAGGACAGACACCAGGACAGACACCAGGACAGACACCAGGACAGACACCAGGACAGACACCAGGACAGACACCAGGACAGACACCAGGACAGACACCAGGACAGACACCAGGACAGCACCAGGACAGACACCAGGACAGCACCAGGACACCACCAGGACAGACACCAGGACAGACACCAGGACAGCACCAGGACAGCACCAGGACACCACCAGGACAGACACCAGGACAGACACCAGGACAGCACCAGGACACAGGACAGCACCAGGACAGCGCCAGGACAGACACCAGGACAGACACCAGGACAGCACCAGGACAGACACCAGGACAGCACCAGGACAGCACCAGGACAGACACCAGGACAGCACCAGGACAGACACCAGGACACCACCAGGACAGACACCAGGACAGACACCAGGACACCACCAGGACAGCACCAGGAAACCACCAGGACAGCACCAGGAGACCACCAGGACAGACACCAGGAUGGAGUUAGCGUGCUGAUCCGCCAUUGA
Molecule: messenger RNA, 5982 nt
Organism: Knipowitschia caucasica
Lineage: Eukaryota; Metazoa; Chordata; Actinopteri; Gobiiformes; Gobiidae
Source: the annotation of a GenBank genome assembly